AUUCUUUGCGGGCAUCCUUCUCCCCAAGUUGGUUGGAAAAAAAAUAAAGCACCAGUCUUAACGGCAGAGAGAGCAGAGCCGCCACCAUCCCCCUCUUUCUCUCUCCAGACACGCGUCAAGAACGCAGAAGCCCGUUCACCAUUGCAGGGUUACGCCAGCGAAACAUUUAGAGCGAGCCACUCGAUUGAUUUCAAGAGAGAUGCUGAAGACUGUUUUUUGUGUCCGCUUAGGAAUUUUCGGACAUGCUGCAUGGAAUUGUUGCGAUUUACAAUGUCUUCUUCAGACGUGUUUUCCUGAAGAAGUCAUUACAAAUCACAUUCGAAUUUAACGUGGUGUUUCUGAAGGUUCUACUAACCAAUGAUAUCAAAAUCUAAGAGCACUGGUUGAGACUUUACCAUUGCUGGAACAGAAUGGUAUAGACUGCAACCUCCAUUUGGGAUCACUGUGCACUUUGAGGAUUUCAAGACUACUUGUUAACAAAUUGGAAAAUGAAGUCUAACAAUACUAUCGAUAUUGUUGUCUAAUGAGUUCAUUUCUUAUUGAUGGGAAUGAGUGAUAUCUUCCCUGUUGAGCAGUUCGUCUUAUCUAGGGACGUGUAUUCCAGGCGAUACCCUGUCUGUAAAUUAUGUUGCGAGCAAAGCAAUUAAGUAACCUUUCAAGUAGUGCGAGGUCAUUCUUCCUUACUGGGCCACGAUGUAGUGCGACGGAUGGAAAUUCAUGCUCUUGCUCUGAAGAUGAAACUUGUGUUUCGCAAAGGCAGCUAGCAAGAGAUGGAGGUCUACUUGCCCAAAAUCCAUCCACCAUGGUAUCCAAACCUUCAGCGAGGGCAGGAACCAUCCUCUUGGGAGAUGCAGUAAAAGUGGCAGGUCCUCGUAAGGCUGGAAGUGUUGACCAUACAGCUUCUAUUAAUCAGGUUGCAACAGCACCAAGAUCUUUUGGGAGAUCGGAGACUGUAAGUUAUGCUAGUAGCACGGAUGUGGUGCACUCAUCACCUCUUGUUGCAGACCAGUUUGCUAAGGCUGGAGUUGCAGCUGUAAAUUUUCUGUCUGAUAUAGUAAAUGGCAAGCUUCCUUUAUCUGAUGGGCUUGGAAUCCUUAAUAACUGUAUGGUUGAUCCGACCAGGCCCCUCAACGGUAUCAAGCCAUCACAUGUGAAACAAAUAAAAAGAGAACAUUUCACUAGUGGUCGUCCAAAACCUGCUACUGAGGUAUCAGCUGCAUCAAAGCCUACAAGUAAUAAUCAUGGUCCAAAGGGCAAAGGUGAGAAAUCCAAUUUCGUUAAAGGUCUCAAUCAUGUUCCAUAUACUAGGACGGAAAGCUCAGCAGCACCUCAUACUGUAUACUCGGACCAUCAUGAGCAAAGGUCUAUGCCACCGAAAUCAAAACCUCAUUCAAACUUCAUUCCAAAUUACAGUUCCAGUGCGCAGACCUCUGAUGCAGAGACCAUGGGUCAUGCGACUCAUGCCAUUAAAAGUUUCAACAGGCCCAUAAGAGAUGUGAAAAUGCCAACAGGAAUAGCUCGCCAAAUCAACAGACAAUUUGCUCACACUGGGAAUGUUGUUCAUAAUGUUUCUCACAUACUGCAACAGACACGAUGGGGUCCUGCUGCAGAGGCCGCUAUUGAAAAUCUCAACUGUUCAAUGGAUGCAUAUCAAGCAAACCAAAUUUUGAAGCAACUUCAAGAUCAUUCUGUUGCGCUUGGAUUUUUUUAUUGGCUUAAGCGGCAAGCAGGAUUCAAGCAUGAUGGGCACACUUAUACCACCAUGGUUGGGAUCCUUGGUCGUUCCAGGCAGUUUGGUGCCAUUAACAAGUUGCUUAAUCAGAUGGUGAAAGAAGGAUGCCAGCCAAAUGUUGUGACAUACAACCGUCUGAUUCAUAGUUAUGGCCGUGCAAACUAUUUGAAAGAAGCAAUGAAUGUUUUCAAUCAAAUGCAAGAAGCGGGAUGUGAACCUGACCGUGUUACCUACUCCACACUAAUUGACAUCCAUGCAAAAGCUGGAUUUCUUGACGUUGCCCUAGGACUAUAUGACAAGAUGCAAGAGGCUGGUCUUGCUCCCGACACAUUCACUUACAGUGUUAUGAUCAACUGUCUUGGGAAAGCUGGUCAUUUAGAUGCUGCUCAUCGGCUAUUUUGUGAGAUGGUUAAUCAUGGUUGUGUUCCCAAUUUGGUCACCUACAACAUCAUGAUAGCUUUGCAGGCCAAGGCAAGGAAUUAUGAGACUUCUUUAAAGCUCUACCGUGACAUGCAGGGUGCGGGAUUUGAACCGGAUAAGGUAACUUAUAGCAUAGUAAUGGAGGUCCUUGGCCACUGUGGAUAUCUUGAGGAAGCUGAGGUGAUUUUUCAUGAAAUGAAACGGAAAAACUGGGUGCCUGAUGAGCCUGUUUAUGGUCUUUUGGUAGAUUUGUGGGGCAAGGCUGGUAACAUAGAAAAAGCCUGGAGUUGGUAUCAAGCUAUGCUCCAUGCAGGUUUACGCCCUAAUGUGCCUACUUGCAAUUCUCUGCUCAGUGCGUUUCUUAGGGUGCACCAGCUGUCCGAUGCCUAUAACUUGCUGCAGAGCAUGAUGGGUUUAGGUCUGAACCCUUCUUUGCAGACAUAUACAUUGCUUCUCAGUUGUUGCACAGAAGCACAAUCACCAUAUGACAUGGGAUUUUGUGGUGACCUGAUGGCAGUCACAGGCCAUCCUGCACAUAAAUUCUUACUGUCUAUGCCGUCGGCAGGACCUGAUGGUCAAAACGUGCGAGAGCACAUGAGCCGGUUCUUGGAUAUGAUGCAUAGCGAGGAUAGAGAAAGCAAGAGGGGGCUUGUAGAUGCAGUAGUCGACUUUCUUCACAAGGCAGGACUAAAGGAGGAGGCGGGUUCAGUCUGGGAAGUGGCUGCACAAAAGAAUGUCUAUCCGGACGCCAUCAAAGAGAAAAGCUCAUGUUAUUGGCUUAUUAACCUGCACGUCAUGUCCGACGGUACUGCUGUGAUAGCUCUAUCAAGAACACUCGCAUGGUUUCGCCAACAGAUGCUAAUUUCCGGGAUUUGUCCAAGCCGGAUUGAUAUUGUGACAGGAUGGGGCCGGCGGAGUAGGGUUACAGGAUCAUCUUUGGUUAGGCAGGCAGUGCAGGAACUGCUGAAAGUUUUUCGCUUCCCGUUCUUCACUGAAAACGGCAAUUCUGGUUGUUUUGUGGGAUGUGGGGAGCCUCUUAACAGGUGGUUGCUCCAAUCUUAUGUGGAGCGAAUGCAUUUAUUGUAGGCGGUAGUGCUUCUUCCUCUCUGCCAUUACCGCGCGAUUUUUGUUGUCCUCGGCGGGGAAGAUGAUGAGCAGGGUUGGGUUGAUUUAGGCAUUUAUGUAUUAUGACUGUAUCUUUGUUGUUCUCAUGUGCAGCUAUUUUCAAGUCAAAUAAAAAUUGUUUUAGUUUCCUCAGUA
Messenger RNA from Pyrus x bretschneideri (Chinese white pear), 3412 nucleotides. RefSeq names its product pentatricopeptide repeat-containing protein At1g18900. Bases 626 to 3238 code for a protein of 870 amino acids. NCBI's taxonomy places the organism in Eukaryota, Viridiplantae, Streptophyta, Magnoliopsida, Rosales, Rosaceae. The record is from RefSeq and is a predicted model, not a curated record. Gene Ontology annotation, molecular function: protein binding. The transcript has 4 exons.